AUGCUUACUCAAAAGCAGCUAGCACAAUUUGAUAGAGAUGGCUGUAUUGCCAUUGAGAACUACCUCAGUCCUGAAACUGUAAAAGAGUUGAAUGACGAGAUUCAAAAACUACUGGGCGAGAUCGAUCUCAAAACACACCCUCUCACUAAGUUCACUACUGAUGAGGACGAGGAACAUGUUGGCGACGACUACUUUAUCAACUCGUCAGACAAGAUACGCUAUUUUUUCGAGGUAGACGCUUUUGAAAAUGGCGAGCUGGUCAAGCCAUUGCCAAAGGCUGUCAACAAGAUAGGACAUGGGUUGCACAUGAAAAACGAAGCGUUCAAGAAGAUUACCAUCACUGAAGAUAUUGCUGCAAUAUGCAAGCAACUGGGUUUCAAGGACCCUCGCGCGCUACAAAGUAUGGUUAUCAUCAAGCAACCAGAAAUUGGUGGGAAAGUGCCUAACCACCAGGACGGAGAGUUUCUUUACACAGAACCUCAAUCUUGUAUCGGAUUCUGGUUUGCUUUGGAGCCUUGUACUCUGCAAAACGGAUGUCUGAGCUUUGUGCCUGGUUCCCAUAAAACUGCCGAGAUCAAACGUCGUUUUGUGAAGGAUCUGGAAAAUGGUGGCACGAAAUUCGUGGAUCCCAAAACACUCAAGGAAACUAAAGCUACAAACGACCCGAAUGACUCAGAGUUUGUUUGUGUGGAAAUUCCAGCUGGCAGCCUCGUGUUGAUCCACAAUAGAGUCAUCCAUAAAUCCGAAAGAAACCUGUCCAGAAUGUCCAGAAACGCAUACACAUUCCACGUUAUCGAGGGUGAGGCACAAUACGACGAGCUUAAUUGGCUACAGGUUCCUCCCACUGCUCCUGCGGGUACUGCUGAAUUCUCCAAAAUCUAUGUGAAUUGA
Molecule: messenger RNA, 891 nt
Organism: Ogataea parapolymorpha DL-1
Lineage: Eukaryota; Fungi; Ascomycota; Pichiomycetes; Pichiales; Pichiaceae
Product: Phytanoyl-CoA dioxygenase domain-containing protein
Exons: 1
Coding region: 1-891 (296 amino acids)
Source: RefSeq, a predicted model, not a curated record